This is a messenger RNA of Brienomyrus brachyistius, 2444 nucleotides long. RefSeq names its product RAB35, member RAS oncogene family b (gene rab35b). Bases 246 to 842 code for a protein of 198 amino acids. Lineage: Eukaryota; Metazoa; Chordata; Actinopteri; Osteoglossiformes; Mormyridae. Gene Ontology annotation, cellular component: endosome membrane; plasma membrane. Gene Ontology annotation, biological process: endocytic recycling. The transcript is spliced from 6 exons. The record is from RefSeq and is a predicted model, not a curated record. Gene Ontology annotation, molecular function: GTPase activity; GTP binding.
GCUGGCUGGCAGAGGGAGGGACCGCCGAAGAAGGAAGCGAGUUUCCGGCUGACUUCUACGGAGGGAGCGGGCAGCUGAAACACCGGAAAACGGGCUACCGGCUUGGGAGCAUUAUAACGGAAACAGAGAGAAAUACGGAUUUAAAAUCUGCAUUCUGGGAAUAGGACCGGUGAAUUUGUGGCGACGAGGAGAAACGUGGGGCCGAGAGAGCGACGGGCGUGGGGGGUGACCCACCGACUAUCGGCAUGGCAAGAGACUACGAUUACCUCUUCAAGCUGCUCAUCAUCGGGGACAGCGGCGUGGGGAAGAGCAGUCUCCUGCUGCGCUUUGCAGACAACACCUUCUCAGGUAGCUACAUCACCACCAUUGGCGUCGACUUCAAGAUCCGGACGGUGGAGAUUAACGGUGAGAAGGUCAAGCUACAGAUCUGGGAUACGGCGGGCCAGGAGCGCUUCCGCACCAUUACCUCCACGUACUACCGGGGGACCCACGGGGUGAUUGUGGUCUAUGAUGUCACCAGCGCAGAAUCCUUCGUUAACGUCAAACGGUGGCUGCAUGAGAUCAACCAGAACUGUGACGACGUCUGUCGGAUCCUGGUGGGGAACAAGCAUGACGACCCAAACUCCAAGGUGGUGGAGACGAGCGAUGCGCAGAAGUUUGCAGAGCAGAUGGGAAUCCGGCUCUUCGAGACGAGUGCCAAAGAGAACCUCAAUGUGGAGGAGAUGUUCAACUGCAUCACAGAACUUGUGCUGAGAGCUAAGAAAGAGGUGGUUGCCAAGCAACAACAGCCUGAUGUGGUCAGGCUGACCAAGAACAGUAAACGGAAGAAGAGGUGCUGCUAAUGAGAUGGUGGCACCCAGGAGAGGAUGGAGGAAUGAAGAACACGGGCGGAUGGCGGCAACUACUAAGUGCUGAAUGGGACUCAGAGAAACUAAAUUAAUUUCUUUAUUAAAUCUAUAAAAACAAAGAGGAGGGAAAGGUCCCUUUUGGACAAAUGAAUCAAAGACUUUACAGAUUUUAUUAGGAGAGUCAGGGGAUUUUUAUUUCGAAGUUAGAUGAUGCUAUUUAAUGAAUGAUUGCUCCAGGUUAAGGAGGGAUCGCAGUGCAUCCAAAGUACUCCGAUUCACACGAACUGAUAUAUUCUUUGCUGUCCGUCAGUAUAUCACAUCCUCCGCCUUAUCCCUCACGAUGCGGGACUUUAGGGAUCGGACUCUGCCAGGAGGCCAGGCGUUCUCUUGUUUGUUUGUUUUUUUUAUUGGGAGGUGAAGAGGUCAAAGGAGAACUGGAGGCUGUGUCUUACAGGUUAUCAACUUUUUAUAAUCAGUGAAGGAAAAAUAAGGAUCAAAUCUGAACGUCCAUCUGACCUGCCCCCCCCCCCCCCGUCCCCCCAUUCUCUGGUUCGUCAGGCGUCUGUUUCCAGCAUCUUUUCUAGCAGAAGUGAGAAGAAAUCCUCCAUCUAGCAUGGCACCAACUGUGCCGCAGGGGAGCCGGACUGUCGCUGUCAAUCACAAACAUGCCCUUUGUCCAUUUGCCGCCGCUCUCCUCACAUUUUUAAAACCUAUUUUUUGUAUUCCAUGGUGCGGCCAUCAUUUACCUGACAUGAGGAGGGAUUGUUCUUGGCAAAGUCAUCGUGAUUGGAGGCUCCCUGCCGUCUUCUAGUCGCAGCCCUUGCAUUUGGGAGGGAUGACGGGCUUCUCCAUUAUUUUGUUCCUCUUCAGUGUCUCCAGGAGGAAACUUGCAGUAUAGCCCCCCCCCCAGCAUUCCCGUGCUCUGCAUGGCCUGACAUUCUCUCAUUCUGCCACACUUGCAGGGUGCUUUCUGUCCAUGAACGUGCCACGGUCUGUAUUGUUUUCCUCUGUCGUGUUUGGUUGUGUCAUUUUCAGGUGAAACGUGUGCCGUCUGGAUGCUUUAUUCUUCCCACUUAAGCAGGCCGGGACACGUUGCCAUCGCAUAGUAUCGGUUCUCUGGUUCCGAGCCGUGACUGUUCAGCCAAACAUGUUGGCAUUGCCAAUGUCACAGGACUUGUUGCCAAAUUGGUGAUCUGACCGUGGGGAGCUUGUUAAGGCCAAGGCUCCAACAGCUCACUGGUUCUCCGGGGUUUGCAGAGAUCUGGGUGUGAGGGGAAUGAGGGGAGGUACAUGGUGCACAGUCUGCUGCUGGACCUUAAAGAACCAGGCGGAGAUGAACAAUGCCAUCACAGAUAUGCUUGUUUCAUAUGUCUGUGUAUAUUUAAAUAUAUUUCUGUAAUAUGUACAGUAUAUAAAUGCAUAUUUAGGCACACAUGCAUGUAUUUAUAUAGAUGUAUAUAUGUACAUGCUUGUGUGUUCUAGUCAAAAUGAUUCUGUUUCACCUGUGGUUCUGAUGUACACUGGAGAACUAAGAUGUAUCAUUCAUUUUUUUCCCAUCAUGAAUUUAAUCUAUAAUAAACAUUUUAAAAUAAUGAA